AAUACAUUUACCACAAAUUUGUUCAUAUCUUAAAACGUUUCCGGACUGGAAAUACGGCAUGUUGGGGAUGUAUGUUUCUAUGUAGGUUUCGUCGCUCUUGCAUUAUUUGCUUGACAGGAAGAGAAGCUGACUUCGCAGGACGACUGUAAGCGUUAGAAUUGCAAAGAGUUAUCAUAUAAUGAAAGCGUUGAACCCGGCAUCGCUUUUUGCACUUUUUCUGCUGCUAUGGGGACAGAUCUGCUACGGAAGCGAUGAAAGCCCUUCAAAAAAGCCAGAGAACCCCUGUUGUGAGUAUCCUUGCGAGAACUUGGGGGUGUGUGUGAGGUUUGGCCUGGACAGAUAUGAAUGUGACUGCACUGGCACUGGUUACUAUGGAGAAAAUUGCACAAUUCCUGAGUUCUGGUCCAGAGUUCAUCAGUUUCUGAAACCCAGCCCGGAUACAAUGCAUUACAUCCUCACCCACUUCCAUUGGCUCUGGGACAUCAUCAACAGAACCAUCCUCCGGGAUUGGCUCAUGCGUCUUGUCCUGACAGCAAGAUCAAACCUUAUCCCCAGCCCCCCAACCUACAACUCCAAGUAUGGGUAUCUGAGCUGGGAGUCAUAUUCUAACAUCACUUACUACACCCGGAUCCUUCCCCCAGUCCCAGAGGACUGCCCCACUCCCCUGGGGUCCAAAGGAAGAGCUGAACUCCCAGCUGCAGAGCUCCUGGUGGAGAAGCUCUUGCUUAGGAAGACGUUCCGCCCAGACCCCCAGGGAACCAACCUGAUGUUUGCCUUCUUCGCCCAGCAUUUCACACACCAGUUCUUCAAGACACACAACCGUGUUGGGCUAGGCUUCACCAAAGCGCUGGGACAUGGGGUGGAUGCUGGGCAUAUAUAUGGAGAUGACCUGCCUCGUCAGUUGAAUCUGAGACUUCACAGAGAUGGAAAACUGAAAUACCAGAUGAUCGAUGGAGAGAUGUACCCUCCAACAGUUGCAGAGACAUCAGUGCAUAUGCACUACCCUCCAAGUGUCCCAGAGGAGCAGCGCCUGGCGAUUGGGCAGGAGGUGUUUGGGCUCCUCCCAGGCCUCACUAUGUACGCCACCUUGUGGCUGCGCGAGCACAACCGCAUCUGUGACAUCCUGAAGGCCGAGCACCCCACCUGGGGGGAUGAGCAGCUCUUCCAAACAGCACGCCUCAUCAUCAUUGGUGAGACGAUCCGGAUUGUGAUCGAGGACUACGUCCAGCACCUGAGCGGGUACCACCUGAAACUGAAGUUCGACCCGACCCUGCUGUUUGGGACACAUUUCCAGUACGGAAACCGAAUCGCCCUGGAAUUCAGCCAGCUGUAUCGCUGGCACCCGUUGAUGCCUGACGCCUUCCACAUCGAUGGAGAUGAAAUUCCCUACCCCCAGUUCAUCUUCAACACCUCUGUUCUGUACCAUUACGGCGUCGAGAAGCUUGUGGAGGCAUUCACACGGCAACCCGCUGGCCAGAUUGGGGGUGGUCGCAACAUCCACAGCGUGGUGACCAAAGUGGCCGUGAGUACCAUUAACGAGUCCAGGCAUCUCCGCCUGCAGCCCUUAAACCAGUACAGGAAGAGGUUCCACCUGAAACCCUACACAUCCUUCAGACAGUUCACAGGAGAGGAGGAGAUGGCACGGGAGUUGGAAGAGCUGUACGGUGACAUUGAUGCCCUUGAGUUCUACCCCGGCUUGCUGCUAGAGAAGACGCGACCCGGUGCCAUAUUUGGGGAGAGCAUGGUUGAGAUGGGUUCACCAUUCUCUCUGAAAGGGCUCCUAGGAAACCCCAUCUGCUCGCCAGAGUACUGGAAGCCCAGCACAUUUGGUGGGCGGACGGGGUUCGAAAUUGUCAACUCGGCCACGCUGGAGAAACUGGUAUGCCUCAACACUAAGAGGUGUCCACAUGUAGCUUUCCACAUUCCCCCUGCUGAAUCUGAGGCACAGAAGAACACAAGAAAACCUUCCACCGAUAUAGAGGACUACAGUGUGGCCCAGGUGAGCAAGGCAACAAUGACGACGCUGGACGACAAGCUGCUCGGGGAGAAGCUCCAGUACUACUACAGCAGCAGUGAGGAUGAGGACAGUGAAAAGGAGGAGGAGGAGGCAGACGACAAGACCAUCCGCAACCCGGACGUCCUGGAAGUGGAGUACAGCCAGGAUGGCAGCGCCAUGAACACAGGGCCAAAGGGUGUGAUCAAUGACUGGAGGAAGUACAAGCAGCUGGAGACGGAGCAGCGGCAGGAGCAGAAGAAGGAGAUGGAGCGGCUCAUCAAGAAGCUGUCUAUGACCUGCCGCUCCCACCUGGACGAGGAGCGUGACAAGGAGAAGCAGAAGGAGCUGCAGGACAAGAUCAAUGGCAAGAUGACCAUGCAGGAGUACAACAUGCUGCAGGAGGACGAGGACGAUGAGGACUUCCUGCAGCAGUACCGCAAGCAGCGCAUUGAAGAGAUGCGCCGGCAGCUGUACAGCGGCAAGCGCUUCGGCCAGGUCCUGGAGAUGACAAGCGGUGAGGAGUUUCUGGAGGCCGUGGACAAGGAGGACAAGGGCACGCUGGUGAUGAUCCACAUCUACGAGGGCGACAUUCCUGCCUGCGAGGCCAUGGCUGGCUGCCUGCUGUGCCUGGCGCAAGAGUACCCACUGGUCAAGUUCUGCCGCGUGCGAAGCUCCGUCAUCGGCACCAGUGCCCUGUUCACAGGCAAUGCCCUGCCAGCGCUGCUGGUGUACAAAGGCGGUGAGCUCAUCGGGAACUUUGUGCGCAUCAGUGACCAGCUGGGUGACGACUUCUUUGCUGUGGACGUGGAGGCGCUGCUGCAGGAGUAUGGCCUGCUACCAGACAAGGCAGCGGUCAUCCCCACCUCCAUCCGCAACGCCGCCAUUGCGCGCCAUGCCCAGAGCGAUGACGACGACAGCGAUCUGGACAUAGAUUAGCACACUCCAAACACACACACACACACACACACACACACAUUCUCUGAAAGUAGAUACAUGCAGGGCUCUCCCCACUGUUUAUUCAUUAUGUAGGCCCUGUGGCACCCCUGCCUGUUAAGUGUUUAAAUGGUGUGUGUUUGGGCAGUCCCACAGUAGAUGUGUGUUUGUGUUAGUAUUUCUGUUUGUGUUCCCUUCCCUCAAAGCUCUGAGCAGGUGUGUCCCCCCCGGACACACACACACCCUUAUGAUGAAACGCUCUGGAAUAGGAUGCAUGAGCUGUGGAUCUCUUCUCUGCAUGAACAGAAAUGCCCGCAGUUAUCAGCUCGAGAUAUGGUGUGUCUCAACCCUGAUGUUUCACUACCUGGUUGACCAUUGUAAGACGUGACGGGCGGGACUGGUUGUGCUGCUAAUGUAGAUGUUCUCAAACCAUUUCUCCUCUCUCCAUUUCUCAGACCUAGAGACUUCCAGAAUUUCUGUGCCACAUCAGGUCUGUCCACCAAGGAGCUCUUCUUUUGUGUGGUGAAUAUUGUCAAUGUCAGAGCAGUCAGUAAACAGUUAAAUCCAUGUUGCUAAAUAGAAGCAGUCAUGGUUUAGAUUCUCAUUUUUAAGAAUCAUUUUACGGUACUUAAUUGGGUCUGGAUGCACAUAAUUCUCAUAAAGAGAAUCACUGAGUGCAUUGUGGAGCCAAAGGCAUUGUCAGACAUUGUGACCUGUUCUGACCUCAGUAGCCUCAGUGGUAUUAGAGGUCAGGUUGGUCCAAAUAAGUGUAACUUCAGUUAGCCUGUACAUUUGAAUAAAAUGCAACACAAUUUAAGGAAAUGUCCAUUAAAACAGCAGUUAUUCACUGAUAGUUGUAUGUAUUGAGUUGAUGUCAGUGAUGCUGUUGGUAGAACAAUGCCAAACCUGGGCACCUGCUGAUGUCAACAUGUGCGGAUGUUGACCCGCAACAUCUUCUGUUUAUGACUUGGCACAAUUGCCCAAUAUUUUCAUAGCAAUGGUGUUGGAACAACUCACCUUGUGGUCUCUUUGGUUGUUACAGUUUAACUAUUCAUUGGACAAAAUGCAUUUCCUGAUGUACCAAACUUUCUCAAUUUUAUUGGCAAAGCUGGGCCUCCAGACUCUUUCUGUACUGGAAGUAAUAAUUUUGGUCGUAGCUUACCCAGCUAAGCUCAUUCUUAUUCAAGGCUCAGAACUUUGUGUGGACAAAAGCCAAAAACCCUCCUAGGACUCUUAUCAUUUCUAACACACGUCACAGAACCCGUUCCGCAGUGACUUCACAGUCAAAGUUACUUGCUUGUUAAGCAUGAAUUAGUGAACUACUCCGGAUUCCAUUUGUUGCACAUGUUAUAAUAUGCAUACAUUCCCCUGUAAAAUGUGCUCUCAAUAUUAUUUAUUAUCAAAAGGAAUGUUGGUAUCAGUCUGUGUGCAUGUGUAUUAUGAUUAGUGAGUGCAACAAUAUCAUAUUCUUAGACACAAGAAGACAACUACAAAACCUUGGGACAUAUUUCUUAGUUUUAUACAUUUUCUAUGUCUUACCAGUUUGAAAACUAUUGCAAAUAAAUUAUUAUUCCCACUUGGACUCUGUAUUAGUAUUUGUGUUGAUAUACAGUGGGUUAUGGUGGGUAAAAAGCGAGAGGUAGAAGUUAAUACUCAGAUGACCCAAAUUUGUAAUCUGUCUGUAUGACAUGGUUCCUCCUGCUGACUGGGAGUUAUCAUUUCAACAAAAUACAGACAUGCAUCUAAUCUUUAAUUGAUGUAUGUAUGAUCAAUGAAAGAUUGUGGAAUUUCUCUUCUAAAUUUGCAUAAUUCAUAAUGGCAUCUUUCACACUGAGUUGCAGUUGUAUAACAA
Messenger RNA from Megalops cyprinoides (Indo-Pacific tarpon), 4781 nucleotides. RefSeq names its product prostaglandin G/H synthase 1-like. The transcript has 15 exons. NCBI's taxonomy places the organism in Eukaryota, Metazoa, Chordata, Actinopteri, Elopiformes, Megalopidae. Bases 179 to 2932 code for a protein of 917 amino acids. Gene Ontology annotation, biological process: cyclooxygenase pathway; response to oxidative stress; regulation of G protein-coupled receptor signaling pathway. Gene Ontology annotation, cellular component: neuron projection; cytoplasm. The record is from RefSeq and is a predicted model, not a curated record. Gene Ontology annotation, molecular function: prostaglandin-endoperoxide synthase activity; oxidoreductase activity, acting on single donors with incorporation of molecular oxygen, incorporation of two atoms of oxygen; peroxidase activity.